This is a messenger RNA of Rhinichthys klamathensis goyatoka, 1238 nucleotides long. RefSeq lists its product as uncharacterized. The record is from RefSeq and is a predicted model, not a curated record. The transcript is spliced from 4 exons. NCBI's taxonomy places the organism in Eukaryota, Metazoa, Chordata, Actinopteri, Cypriniformes, Leuciscidae. Bases 180 to 1151 code for a protein of 323 amino acids.
AUUUACCUGUUGUGUCACGUUAUAUUAAUUUGUUAACGUUAAUAUUUCAAUAGCGAAUGUGUAGUUCUAGUAUAUCAUUAAUCUUAUGUGUGAUAGUCCUGUUAAUAUGGCAAUUAACAUAUAGCUGCUAGUUUAACCUGUAAUGCUCGUUUAAUGCUGUGCCAUUUGUCGUUGAAGAUAUGUCUUUAGCAAAUUUAAAACUGACGGCCUCGCAGCAGCUUGUCCUGCGGGCCUCUGAUGAGGCGGUGGCCUUCAUCGCCGCCAAGGGGCCACGCGGGACCGCCGCUGCUGCGAGGGCCAAGAAGCCAGAGGAGGUGGAGAAGGAGGCCCAAGCCCACGUCGUCUCCAAGGGUGGUGACCCUGGUAACCCCAUGCUGGUGCUGGGCUGCCACAGCAUCCAGUUUGGCAAGUACCAGGGUCAAACUUUCCGUUGGCUCCUGGAGAACGACGUGGGCUACACCACGCAGUUGGUUGCCAGCCACCAGCGGGAGCGGGAGAAAAGUGCCUCCGACAGCCCCCUUAUGGCCAACAAGGACGCACUCGCCCGGUACUCGUGCGCCCACCCUGCUUUUGCUGAGCAGCUGCGGUACCACCGGGCGCACGAGGAGGCCCGGGCUCGCGCCACUCAGCCCGGGUGUGAGGGCGAGGCGCUUGUUGGCUUUGGGGACUACAAGGAGGCCACCCUGAAGGACCUGUACGAAUCCAAGGAGAAGAAGCACCAGACCUUUGUCAAGUGGCUACGGCGGAAGACACCGCAGCCUGGGACCUCGAUGGACGCCGCCAGGAAGUACAUCCUGGGCCGAGACAAGGAGCGGUCGGCAGAGGUGGCUGCUACCCCCCCACCUCCCAGCAGCAGCAGCACCACCACCAGCAGUGGCCCCAGCAAGGCCGCUGCUUCCACCGCGCUGCCGCCACGCAAGCCGAUCGCUCCCAUGUUCUCGGCCCUACUGGGAAGGCGUCCAAUGGCCCCAGGUGAGCUGCAGGCCAAGGUCAGGAAGCUGAUGACCACACCAGCACGGCCUGCAGUUCCAGCGGUGUCUACAUCCGUCAGAGACCAGCGCCCCUCGGUUCCGCCGCCGCCCCCCCCCACAGAGGUGACGGACGAGGAACUGGUCCAGAUGGCCACUGACUUAGAAACGGCUGAUGCUUGAAGACCAAAGGUAGGUUUGGCAGGUAAUGUAGCCGUCUUUGUCGGUGGUAGAUGUGUAGAACGUAGUGGCAAUGUAGAUUUGCUUAAC